AAAAAUCGCUAGAGAUUCUAUCACCUACACUAUAUUCAUCUAUCAAUAACAUGAAGUAUAUUAUUAUUUUAACAAUAAUUUGUGCAACAUCUGCACUGGCAGCACCUGAGUUGGAGUUAGACAACUUAUGGAGAAAUUUCAAGAAUGACCAUAAUAGACAAUAUGCAUCCGCCGAUGAGGAAGCGAAACGUUUCGAAAUUUUCCGGGCAAACCUCCAGUCAAUCAUGGAAAACAACCUGAAAUACGAAAGAGGCCAGACCACUUACAAGAUGGGAAUCAACAAAUUCACCGAUAUGACUCAAGAGGAACGCGUAGAGAAAUAUUUGACAAAAAUAGAACCGCCGACGCAUCGAGAUGAAGCUGAAUUACCGCUCACAGACGUGCCAGAAUCCAAAGAUUGGGCUGCUGAAGGUAUGGUCACCAAAAUCAAAGACCAGGAAGCUUGUGGAUGCUGUUACGCGUUUGCAUCAGUGGCAGCUAUUGAAAGCGGAAAUGCCAUAGUAAACAAGAAACUUCAAGACCUCAGCGUGCAAGAAGUAGUCGACUGCUCCGCAGGUGAUAUCUACUUGAAUCACGGUUGUAGCGGAGGCAUUAUCGAAGGAUCCAUACACUACGUCAUGGACCACGGUAUAGUAGCCGAAGAAACUUAUCCCUACGCUGGCACCGAUGGUAACAUAUGCUCAACUAACGCUUCAAAACCAAUCGUAACGGUUAAAUCGUACAAAAACGUUCCAGCCAAUGAGACUCUACUCAAACAGGCAGUCGGCGGUAUUGGUCCUGUGGCUGCAUGCGUAGAUGCAAAUACUUGGUUCGCUUACGAAGAUGGAAUCUUAGAUGGACCGUGCUACGAUAAUGCUACUAGUCACGUUAUUUUGAUCGUUGGAUAUGGUACUGAAAACGGAGUUGACUACUGGCUUGUGAAGAAUUCAUGGGGAACGGGUUGGGGAGCGAAAGGAUUCGGAAAAGUUCGGAGGAACAACAACAAUGCAUUCUGCUUAGCUACUUACACGGCGUAUCCUAUCAUGAAAUAAUCGUGUUAUAAUUUUAUCAGAUAAAAUUGUGAAUAAUAAAGUCAAAUAAAAAUGGAAUUUACCGAG
Molecule: messenger RNA, 1097 nt
Organism: Phyllotreta striolata
Lineage: Eukaryota; Metazoa; Arthropoda; Insecta; Coleoptera; Chrysomelidae
Source: the annotation of a GenBank genome assembly